AUGAAAUCAGCAGGCAUGCUGCCUGAUAAGUUUUGUAGAUCUGGUCGCCCAAGAAAGAUGAAGCCAGAGAAACUCAGAGUUGUCCUGGAAGAGCGCAAUCCUGUUCUGUCCGACGAUGAGGGUAGUUCAGAUUCAGGAGGGCCAGACACAGACCUGCAGAUUCCUGCUGAGAGCAUCGAGUCCGAUGAGGAGUUGCGGAUGCACCUUCUCGGUGCCAACUCCUUCUUCACGCAGGCAGUCGAGAGCAACUUCUGCCAAUCAGUGCAAUCCCUUCCUACAAGAUGGUUGCCUCCAGGCAACAUACGCAUGCUGUUCCAUCAGUGGGGCAGAGAAGGGGUGUCGUGCUUCAACUGCAAUGCGUAA
This is a messenger RNA of Durusdinium trenchii, 363 nucleotides long. NCBI's taxonomy places the organism in Eukaryota, Dinophyceae, Suessiales, Symbiodiniaceae. The record is from the annotation of a GenBank genome assembly.